Seminavis robusta is the source of this 2145-nucleotide messenger RNA. The record is from the annotation of a GenBank genome assembly. NCBI's taxonomy places the organism in Eukaryota, Bacillariophyta, Bacillariophyceae, Naviculales, Naviculaceae.
GUCUGUCCUUCGAACGUUUUUUGCAAGAUAUCUUUCAACUUUCAACCUCUCGAUCAGACAGAUGUCAACAAAACAACAACACACAACAAAUCAUCAGAGUGACAGUCUGCAUCGAAUUCUUCAAUCCACAGACAGUCCAAGCCAUCCUCCUUUCUCUUUAUCUAUCACAGCAUCUAGCAUAGAAUGUAUCUGAUUCGAUGUAAGCGUUCGAAUGGGGUUUGUUGCAGAUCAUGGAUCCUCCUGCUGUUGGUCUUGUGCCUCUUGACGGUUGAGAAUGUUCACGGUAAUGAAGAUACUGCUAGUAGCACUACCACGGAAGCCAGAGUCGAAGAAGAAGUGCACAUUCAAACAGAAAUGAGUGACGAUGGUAGUAGCAGUUCAAGUACAAGUAAAACAGCAAGUACUGCUACGACGACAGACGAGAACAACAGCAACAAUAGCAACCAUCACGAUUGUGCCUGGGGAACUCCCUGUCAUCAAGAACAACAGGAAAAGCAGCAACAUCAACAAGUAGACGACAAGACCACUGACGAUUCUACUUCUUCGACUACCAGGCAGACAGACACUGCAGCUACAGACAGCACAAAAGCCGCCACCGACAACACGAGCAACGGUAGUAAAAACAUUCCCUUUGUCCAUCACACGAAUCAUCAUCAUCACCAACCCAUUAAACCUCCGUCAGGAUUCGCCAUUUGCGCCCGCGUCUACACGGAUCCACACGACAAAUUGGCUCAUUUCACCGAUGUUGAAGAAGGCGACCAUAUCACACUGCCCUACUGGGAAUGCGGCGCCACGGGAUCCACCACAUCGCCAUUGCCCGUCAAGGAUGCCUACUUUCGACACGCACUCUCGGGUUCGAAACCACAAGUCUGGAGUGGCGCCGAAUAUGGACCACAUCCCCAACUGGUCGUGGCGUUGAAACGCAUGGAAAUUGUUCUCAAUUCGGGAGAAACCAAACAACUCACACCGGGACAAGUCGUGCUUAUGGAAGAUGUCGUGUCCGGAGGACACAAAUUCAAGGCACUCGAAGCUGAUUUUGACAUGACGUAUCUGGUACUCACAUUGCCACAGCAUUAUCAUCACGUGGGUAAAGAUCGCAUGGCAUUGAAACAAGGGACCAUGGAAAAAAAGAAACAACCGCCGUGUGCGAAUGAACAACCACAACAACAGCAACAACAACAUGCCGCCGGAGGAGCCUUUGUCCCCAAGUCGACACCACUCACAACCCUCUCGUCGUGGGAAACUAUAUUGUCGGGACACACCGUGCCGGAUGGAGAAGUCGCUCCACUGCGAGAAGGACGCGUACGAAAACUAUUAUUGGGAGCCAUUGGAGUCUCCGUCUCCAGUUUGGUCGUCGAUUUUCUGGGCAAAGUGGCGCCGCUUUGGCUGGCCGUCGGAAUUGGUGGAACUUGCUUUGUCGCCGGUGGAACCUAUGGCAUUGUACAAUGUGGAGAUUAUCUAUGGACCGAAUGGGAAAUGUCACAAGAAAAGAAACGAUUGUUGCCCGCAAAGGAAGAAGAAGACGAGGACGAUGAUGAAAUCAUUGAUGUGGUGGUGGCAGAAACUGGUAUUUGAACAACUAAGUGAAACCACUAUCCAACCAUUCAACAGCAAGAAUGAAUCUGGGUGUCGCUUUGUUUCGUCGGUGUGGACUCGAUUGGAUUGAGUCAUUCAUAAUGGGCCUUGGAGCCCAAGGAAUGACGGGCUGCCUGCUUGAUUUUCCAAGCGAAAGACAACAACAAUUUGCAACGUUUUGGAAACAAAACACAAGGCCCCAUCAGCUUGCACUUUUGCUCGGCUUCUUUCCACACGCAACAACGAUGAUCAACAAACUGACCGAACGACUCGACUCCCGUCGUGGAGGAAUUGGUGCGACUGGCCCCAGUGCACAUCCACCAAGCCACCUACCGCAUGAAACAAUAGUGCUCUACACUUGGACGAUUGGUCUUCGUUCAUACAACAAGGAAUGCACUACUUGUAGAGUUCCAUGUACAAUAGUUACGCUAAAGCAACUACAUACUGUAAGGCUAGUAGGAGAAUUCAAGUACUGCGAGCUUCCACAUUCGGGAGUAUCGGCGACACUCUGAUUCGAUUCACAUGUUAUAUGCAUAGUUUCCUCGUUGACUGAUGAACAUGUGCAUAUGC